Molecule: messenger RNA, 3896 nt
Organism: Myotis davidii
Lineage: Eukaryota; Metazoa; Chordata; Mammalia; Chiroptera; Vespertilionidae
Gene: PROKR1
Product: prokineticin receptor 1
Exons: 2
Coding region: 149-1330 (393 amino acids)
Biological process (GO): neuropeptide signaling pathway
Cellular component (GO): membrane
Molecular function (GO): neuropeptide Y receptor activity
Source: RefSeq, a predicted model, not a curated record
AGGAUGGAGCUGAACCCCAAAGAUGCUGGCAGGGACACUCUGACUCAUUAAGACAGACUGAGUGUCAGCAGAGAGAGAAGACAUCGGCUUCUGAGGCCUCAUCCCAGAGGAAUUCCCAGCUGUGUUGCUCAAGGCAUCACCUGGCCAAAUGGAGAUCACCCUGGGAGUCAUGGAGGAGAAUGCCACCAACAUCUCCACUGGCUUCCUUUCCGUGCUUGACCCCCACGGAGCCCAGGCUGCUGCCUUCCCAUUUAACUUCAGCUAUGGUGACUAUGAUAUGCCCUUGGAUGAAGAUGAGGAUGUAACCAAUUCUCUGACUUUUUUUGCUGCCAAGAUUGUCAUUGGCAUGGCCCUGGUGGGCAUCAUGCUGGUCUGUGGCAUUGGCAACUUCAUCUUCAUUGCUGCCCUGGCCCGCUACAAAAAGCUUCGCAACCUCACCAACCUACUCAUUGCCAACCUGGCCAUCUCUGAUUUCCUGGUGGCCAUUGUCUGCUGCCCCUUUGAGAUGGACUACUACGUGGUGCGCCAGCUCUCCUGGGAGCAUGGCCACAUCCUGUGCGCCUCUGUCAACUACCUGCGUACUGUCUCUCUCUACGUCUCCACCAAUGCUUUGCUGGCUAUCGCCAUCGACAGAUACCUGGUCAUCGUCCACCCGCUGCGGCCCCGGAUGAAGUAUCAGACAGCCACGGGCUGGAUCGCCCUGGUGUGGGCGGUGUCCGUCCUCAUCGCCAUCCCCUCCGCCUACUUCACAACGGAAACGGUUCUCAUCAUCGUCAGGAACCAGAGGAAGAUCUUCUGCGGCCAGAUCUGGCCGGUGGACCAGCAGCUCUACUACAAGUCCUACUUCCUCUUCAUCCUCGGCCUGGAGUUCGUGGGCCCCGUGGCCGUCAUGACGCUGUGCUACGCCCGCAUCUCGCGGGAACUCUGGUUCAAGGCCGUCCCCGGUUUCCAGACGGAGCAGAUCCGGAAGCGGCUGCGCUGCCGCCGGAAGACGGUGCUGGUGCUCAUGGGCAUCCUCACCGCCUACGUGCUGUGCUGGGCCCCCUUCUACGGCUUCACCGUGGUGCGCGACUUCUUCCCCGCCGUGUUCGUGAAGGAGAAGCACUACCUCACGGCCUUCUACAUCGUCGAGUGCAUCGCCAUGAGCAACAGCAUGAUCAACACCCUGUGCUUCGUGACGGUCAAGAACAACACCAUCAAGUACCUCAAGAGGAUCGUGCAGCUCCAUUGGAAGUCAUCCUCCAACGGCAGCAAGUCCAGCGCGGACCUCGAUCUCAAAACCGCGGGGGUGCCUGCCACCGAAGAGGUGGACUGCAUCAGGCUGAAGUAACCCGAGGGGCCUUUAAACGUGUGAACGGGCCUUUGGGACACUGACCCGUGUACUUGGAUGCACACCGUCAACCCCAAGAACUCUUGGUUUGCCGCCGAGGGCCGAGUACCUGGACGACUAUGUGAGCAUGGUGUCCCAGGGGCGCAGAUUUUCUAACACUCGUGUGAUUAGACACCAUCACCAGUGGCUGACGUUCACUGAACGUCUCCUCUGUGCAAAGAGGAGGCACUGGUAAAAGCCGUAGAUGUUGAUGACACUGAAUGGCCCCAAAGAAGUAGGGGUUAAACCAAGAAAAAAAUCUGAGCAUGGACAGCCUGGAGUAAGGCGGCUGCAGAGGGGACCUGAGUAGGCAUCUGGACUGUGGUACAUGCGUUUUUGGGGGUGAGGGUCUCUCUGGACAAUCUCGGCGACUCAUCAGACACUGAUGUAACCCAUUUCUACAGCUAUCUUUAGGCUGGACUUCACUCCUGACGUUUGCGCGGUUGGAGUAAGAAUACAGACAGCCUCCCAGUUCUUUCCUCAGCCCUUCUCUUCUCACUCCUGGUCCCCACGCUCACUGUGAGGAGCCUUACACGCAUGCUUAUGGACACCAUAGUAUACAUGGCAAGUUCUAUCCAGACCCUCUUGCCCCAUGUUGCCUUAUGGCGGUGUCUCAGGCUCAAGGCCCAUAUGUAGUGAAGCUCAUGAUUAUAAGGAUGGAUCCUGGGAAGAGGCCGCAGAGACCCUGGAGACUAUGGGGACAGGGAAUUAUGAGGCCUGGGUACCUGGAGCAAGAGGGGUACAGCAAGGCUCAGGAUGGGUAUGUCCCCUUGGAUCCAUGGCCUUCUCUCCCUCAAUGGGAGGGGUCCAGGCAGAGGACCCCUGAAAGUGUGGGGGGCUCAGGGAAGGGGUCCAGGGUCUCUUGGUCUUAGGGUGAUAUUGCUUCCACCUCUCAGUUAUUCUGAUUUGGACCAGUUAGACUUCUCCUUAUGUCCUUCUCAUGUCUCCAUGCUUGUGACGCAUAGACUGUUUGAAAGGAGACACACACCUCAUGAAUAUGGCUGUCUGCCAUUUUUUUUCAUUCACACCAGCUUUCACCCUUACUGGCACGAUUUAAGGGCAAGAUGUCUUUGUCCCUGGUGCCUGAAUCCCAUCACAGGCAUUAUGGAUUAAAACUUGAUGCUCUUUUUAAAAUGGAGGUACUUUCUGGAGGCGUAACCCAUCCCAUUUCCAUUCCUCAGUGCACAUGAAGUCAUGCAAUCCAGUGGCAGGUGAUGAAGCUCAGUGGUAGGGCCCCGGGUACCUAGGAAAGAAAGGGACAUACAAAUGGUGGCGAGGGGGAGGGUCAGCUGACAAUGAGCUUCAGUGAGUCUACGGGCUCCCUGAGCGCUUGUCCCACUUUCCAAUCACCUCCUUAGUUCGGUGUUUUGAAUAUUGGAAUGUGGAGUUUUUGAACCAAAAGAUCUGAUCCAGCCUUGGCUCUGUCACCUCUGUGACCCUGGGUAAAGCCUCUUGCAGGGGAUGAAGGUAGCUACUGAGGAGGUGGUUGUGAAUAGCCAAUGAGAUAAUAGGUGGAAAAACUCUUCAACCACACAACUAAUUAAAAGCGAGGCUAAUAACUGUGUGUAAUGUGCCUGGACAUGGGAAAACUUGUAAGCUCGACUUAUGUAUCUAGAAACCUCACCACCUUCCCCUUUCGCUAUCCUUUGUAUAAAUUGUUCCCUCACACCUCUCAGCAGUGCUGUAUGCAUCAUGUUCUUAAUAAGUUGGUACAAGAAGGCAGUGAAAGCUGGUGGCGGAAGUAUAAAAGGACAUGGUAGAUCGGUUUCCAGUCAGAAGACAAGCUCAGGGUUUUAGAAUAAAAGCAUCUUUGUGAUCAUGGAAGUGCUGACCAUCUUCCUAUGCCUGUUCCCCAGCCAGCAUGAAUCUGGGCAAUGUGGUAUUUGUUUCUCAGUCUAUUUUUUAUUUUCAUGAGGCUGUAUAGCUAUAGAAUGGACUUGUCCUUUUCUUCUUCAAUAAUUCUAGAGCAACACAUUUAUAAUGCUAUUUAAGUGAAACCUGUGUUGUGCAUCUCCCCCUCCAAAAUAGUCAACUCUUAAUUUUUCGUAGCAAAGUUUAUUAUUUAUAGUCAUGUUAUUUCUCUGGAAGAUACAUUCUAAAAAGCUAUUAUUUUUCCAUUCAUCAUCCAGCAUAUUUAUCCUACUGUUUAAUCAGAAUACUCUCGGAGAAAAAAGAAACUAAUUAAAAUGCCAGCCUAAAUCCAAUAUGCCUUGGAAGGCAAUCCUUACUUUUUAUGAAAUCACAUAUUGCAUUAUUAAAUCAGGAAAGUUAGUUUUUACACUAAAAGUAAUAAAAUUAUAUCAUUUGUUGUCAGUAUGUUCACCUUUCCAUUAAGAAUGCUAAACAGCAGUUAUCUGUAUUAAAUAGGAACUUUUUAGAUGUGACAACCAAACCUCUUUUGGCUUUUCAGCCUAAAAUGUACGUUUAAAAAAAACACUCAUUUACCUGUAAUAUUUCUAGAUAUUGUAUCUGAUUGUGAUUUUACAGUGAAUGAAAUUGUUGUGUAGUUAUCAAGUAAAUAAAAAAU